This is a messenger RNA of Vombatus ursinus (common wombat), 1100 nucleotides long. RefSeq lists its product as uncharacterized. Bases 1 to 714 code for a protein of 237 amino acids. Lineage: Eukaryota; Metazoa; Chordata; Mammalia; Diprotodontia; Vombatidae. The transcript is spliced from 4 exons. The record is from RefSeq and is a predicted model, not a curated record.
AUGCCUUAUAUCACGGAAUUCAACCUCCUCGUGCUACAGAUGGAGACAAGACACCCACGUUCCGAGGUACGCAGGCAGACAGGCAGUGUGGGCGUGGGCUGGCAGACCAAAGUCGGGGCUUUCCCCCGGGUUAGGGCUGCCUGGGCUGAGGCCGCAAGAGCAUCGAUUGGGUGCCCCUCACUCCCCUGGGGCUCGGCCGAGUCUGCAGCUCCAGGAAGGGAUCAAAUCAACGGUGAAGUGGAUCAAAGGACCAAGGCCAAUGGGGCAGUGGGGAGUGGGAAUCUGGAAGAGGAGCAGGAAGAGAUCCCGGGACGCCCGAAGCGAGAGAAGACAGCCCGAAUAGUGCUGUGGACACCCGAGCGCUUUCCCCACCCUUCAGUCCUACAACGAAAGCUUGGAAGGCCAAUGUGUGGGCCAGAACCUGGGAGUAGAGGCUGGCGUCGGAGCCAGGGCAGGAACCAGAGACACAGAGAUAGAGACCGAGAGGAGGAGCUUGACGCGGGUCCGGUAAGGAGCUAUGGAUCCCGGGGUCAGAGUGGCCCAGUCAGGGCCCCUGCGCUCAGGAGGAGCCCCGGGCAGGGAGGACCCAGCCACCCGACUCUGGACACUACGCUGCUCAUCCGUUGCAGGGUUUCUGUUCCGGGCAGCGCUGGGUGUAAACGGGCUUCUACCUCGCAAGGUUGUUGUAUGGAUCAAACGAGGUACAUCUUGUAAAAACUUGUAGCACCAUGCCUAGCACAUAGUAGGUAAUCUUCCCUUCUCUUCCUUCCCUGGGUGAGAAGCGAAUGUGACUGCGAGCGUUUGGUAGUGUAUUGGAGAGAGGCUGGGAGAAAAGCCUCGGUGACAGGAAUCCCAGCCCGGAGGCGCACCAGCGUGUGACCUUGGUCAAGUGCUUCCCUUUCCUUUUCUGGGCCUCGGUUUCUCACUCCGUAAAAUGAGGGGCUGAAUGGAGCUCGUUUGUCUCUUGUCCUGUCUGACCGUCUGUGAUGCACGAAUGUGUAUGUGUGUGAGUGUGUGUAUGUGUGUGUGUAAGAGACAGACAGGCAGAGACAGAGACACAGAGAAAGAGAGGGGAGAGUUGGUGUGUGGUUGUGUACAGG